This is a messenger RNA of Rotaria socialis, 720 nucleotides long. Lineage: Eukaryota; Metazoa; Rotifera; Eurotatoria; Philodinida; Philodinidae. The record is from the annotation of a GenBank genome assembly.
AUGAAUAAAACCGCGUACAUAUAUGUCGAUGAACAUGUAAUAUCUCCAUCGUUAACUUGCCCUAUAUGCCUGGAUAUCCUUGAAGAUCCUCAUACACAUACAUAUUGUGAUAGUGCCUUUUGCCGUUCAUGUUUAUUACAGUUAGCUGACUCAUAUUGUCCAAUAUGUCGAUGGACAUGGGACGAUACAAUUCCUCUUCAAUAUAAUAUUGAUUUACCAAAAGCUAAUCGACUCAUACGAAAUAUGCUCGAUGAUUUACCUGUACAAUGUAUUUACUGUCAUACAAUUCGUCGUCGAGGACAAUUUGAACAUGAUUGUCGACCAACUGGAGACGUUUUAAUGAGAAAAACAAUUGAAAAACGAUUGAAAAAAAAAUUAGGAAAUAAGCAAACACUUCUAAGUGCUUUAGGAUUAGUUUUAUUUAUUAUGAUUAUUUAUUUUUGUCGAGAAAGCGUUCUAGAAAAAGCCACUGUUCAUCAUCGUGAAAUUGUUAGAGAUGUUGGCUAUGAUAUUGAUUAUUUUUUAUUAGACAAAAUUUAUCAAUUAUCAAAAGCAGUAGUUGAAUAUUCAGUGGCAUUUUUUACAAUAAAUAUUUGUUUUUGGUUUAGUAUAAUAAUUUUCGGUGACCGUUUUACAUCGAAAACAAACAGUCGAAUAUUAAAAACAUUUUUCGAAGUAUCAAUGAUCAUUAAUCUUAUCACAUAUUCAUUCUCAAAUUAG